CAGCGACUCGAGCUCUCGCGCCCGCACCAAAGGGCACGCGCCACACUGACGGAGCAUGACGGAGUAAGUGAAGUACUCUUGUAGAAGCAAUCCGCUCUCUUCCAUCACUCCUACCCAGCCGCCUUUUCUCUCCUUCCGCAGCACCCCGCCUUUUGCUCCACUCAGCACACUCGCAGUCCACCAUGGCCGACCGAGACUACAAAUCCGACCGAGACUCAAAGCAGUCCACCUUCGUGACCGAGUACUCAGAGGAGGAAGUCAAGAAAGCUCACGACGUGCUGUACAAUGAAGGUCUGCGCAUGCGGAUCAAAGUGAAUGGGGAAUCGUAUGUGCGCAAGGCGUUGGAGAAGAGCCAUGACCCCUUCAGCAGGCCAAUGCAAGAGUACGUGGCCGAAGCCUGCUGGGGCUGGGUAUGGUCUCGACCAGGCCUCGAGCUCAAGACUCGCUCGUUCCUCAACAUCGCCAUGCUCUGCUGCCAGAACCGCGGCACGGAGCUGGCAACACACGUGAAGGGUGCACUGACGAACGGGGCGACGGAGGAGGAGGUGCGCGAGGUCAUCCUGCAGGCCACGGCGUAUUGCGGGAUGCCGGCGGGCAUCGAGGGAUUCCGCGUGGCGGGCAAAGCGGUCAGUGAAUGGAAAGAGGAGCAGCAUCGACAUGGACAUCAUGUCGAUGGCCAUGCCGACAUUGGCAUGGAGAUGCGGACGCAGGAGCACGACGUGUAAGCAGCGCGGGCACACAGAAUGUCGCGGAUGGGGCGGAUGGAGCUUCAUGCGGUGCGUGGGUUAAUGCGGGUUCGUUACGGCCAUCAUCAAUCACGCUCUUUUGCUUGCGGCAACCGGCCUCUACGCUACAUUUUCCUCGUCGGUCGUCGGUACAAGACGUCUACGUACUGAAGAGUGUUUGAUGGCGGAUGCUCAUAAGGUUGGAUGCGCUGCAUACGUGGGCAGGUGUUUGAAGUGUGGUAUGACCAGCAUCAUAUUAGAUGAAGUAUUGGAUCAUUCCAAUCACUAUAUUGAUGCCCACGUCGAGGUAGACGCACCGGUCAUAUCGAGCCCACGUGAAACGACAAUUGGUCGGUACCUGAACGUGCAAUCGACGUCAAAAAUGGGUCUGUGCUUCCUGCGAAU
This is a messenger RNA of Neohortaea acidophila, 1130 nucleotides long. RefSeq names its product AhpD-like protein. The coding region runs from base 183 to 725 and encodes 180 amino acids. The transcript is spliced from 2 exons. NCBI's taxonomy places the organism in Eukaryota, Fungi, Ascomycota, Dothideomycetes, Mycosphaerellales, Teratosphaeriaceae. Gene Ontology annotation, molecular function: peroxiredoxin activity. The record is from RefSeq and is a predicted model, not a curated record.